UUGCGGAUUUUUGUGGCGGUGCUAUAUCUCGCAUUUAACGAAGAUAAAGCCUCAGUAAAAACCAUAGGGGCCCUGCAUGGACCCAACGAAACCCCGCCCACAUAGCAUCACAACAUGUCUAUUUUCAAGGCGCGGGUCAAGGAAUUUGAGGAUGUUUUGGCGGGGCCGCAGGAUGUGAUUGACCUGAAGGAACUCAGGAAACUAGCCUUCAACGGUGUGCCCGAUGUGCAGAGUUUUCGAGCCCUCAGCUGGAAGCUUCUCCUAGGCUAUUUGGGUCCCAGGCGCAGUAGUUGGACCACGACCCUGGCCCAGAAGCGAGCCCUGUACAAGCAGUUCAUCGAGGAGCUGGUUCUACCACCAGGGCACUCAAGCAACGGAAGUGAAGCAGACGGCGGUGGAGAUGCGGACAAAGCCGAUUCGGGGGGCGUUGGCCUGCAAGAUCAUCCGCUGAGCGAGGGACCCGAGAGCGCGUGGAACACGUUCUUUAACGACAACGAGUUUCUGCUGCAGAUCGACAAGGAUGUGCGGCGCCUGUGCCCGGACAUAUCCUUUUUCCAGCAGCCCACCGACUAUCCCUGCGAGAUUGUGGUCCACAGCAAGGGAGAACACGGAAGAAGGCUUCACGAACGGGUGGUUCCCGCUGUGCUCAGCUCAGCGAAUGUGGAGCGCAAGGGCCUGGGCAUGACCAAGCAGCAAAUAAAUAUGAUCACUAAACGCUCCGUGGAGAACUAUGCUGCCAUGGAGGAGGGCCAAGAGGCCCACUGGGAGGUUGUGCAACGCAUUUUGUUUAUCUACGCCAAGCUGAAUCCCGGCCAGGGAUAUGUCCAGGGCAUGAACGAGAUUGUGGGACCCAUCUACUACGUAAUGGCCUCUGAUCCAGACCUCUCAUAUCGCGCCCACGCCGAGGCCGAUUGUUUCUUCUGUUUCACCGCCCUGAUGAGCGAGAUAAGAGACUUCUUUAUCAAAACCCUAGACGAUGCAGAGGGCGGCAUCAAGUUCAUGAUGGCUAGGCUAUCGAAUAUGCUGAAAUCAAAGGACCUAAGCAUUUAUGAGCUGCUCAAAAGCCAGGAGCUGCAUCCGCAGUACUAUAGCUUCAGGUGGCUUACACUGCUCCUAUCGCAGGAGUUUCCACUGCCGGAUGUGCUGCGCAUUUGGGAUUCCGUGUUUGCGGACGAACAUCGUUUCGAUUUCCUGAUUAAAAUAUGCUGUUCCAUGAUAUUAAUCCAAAGAGAAGCCAUUUUGGAAAACGACUUUGCGUCGAACGUGAAACUGCUGCAAAACUAUCCUCCUAUCGAUAUUAAUGUUGUGAUUACUCAUGCCGGUUCGUUGGCGUAGCAGACGUCCAUGCAAAUAUCCCCAAUGCCCAAAUGCUUGCAAAGCCCCAUUAGUUUGUCUGUUAUCAACGGAUAGAACCAAGCAAUCAACUACAUUCUAGUUAGCUCCAAUAUCCAAAACGCACCUUUACAGGAACUCCAAUAAGUAUACACGUAGUUACUUUUAUAUGACUUAAAAUUUGUAUGUCAUUAAAGAACGAAAUAAUUUUAA
Drosophila suzukii is the source of this 1545-nucleotide messenger RNA. The record is from RefSeq and is a predicted model, not a curated record. NCBI's taxonomy places the organism in Eukaryota, Metazoa, Arthropoda, Insecta, Diptera, Drosophilidae.